AUGACGACGCCGAUCGAGAUUGGGACGCAGAAGACGCUGUCGUAUGUGAUUAUCGUUCUCGUUGUCGCCAUGGUCGUGUGCGUCUUUGUGCGGCAGCUGCUCAUGCUCUGGAACUUUGCAAGCGGGUGGGCCAAGCACGACGACGAGGACGACUACUCGGGCGUGCCGACCGUCCACGAACACGAGUGGGAAAGUGGCGCCGACAAGUACACGAUCUCGCUCGCGUCCGGGUCGCACCCGCGCAGCAACCCGUUGCACGACCCGGACGACGCCUAUGACGUGCCCGAUACGAUCCGACUCGCCUCGGACAAGCACCGGGCGUAG
This is a messenger RNA of Saprolegnia parasitica CBS 223.65, 324 nucleotides long. RefSeq lists its product as hypothetical. The coding region runs from base 1 to 324 and encodes 107 amino acids. NCBI's taxonomy places the organism in Eukaryota, Oomycota, Saprolegniomycetes, Saprolegniales, Saprolegniaceae. The record is from RefSeq and is a predicted model, not a curated record. The transcript has a single exon.